Cyclocybe aegerita is the source of this 774-nucleotide messenger RNA. NCBI's taxonomy places the organism in Eukaryota, Fungi, Basidiomycota, Agaricomycetes, Agaricales, Hemipholiotaceae. The record is from the annotation of a GenBank genome assembly.
AAUGGUGUCUGCAGCAUUUGCUGACAGACCUCUCAAGAAGUUGUGCCUAUUCGACGUCGAUGGCACACUGACGCCUGCGCGGCAGGCUGUUUCUCCAGAGGCGCUCGAGACCCUUCGCGAGCUGCGCAAAAAGCUCGUGAUUGGGUUUGUUGGAGGCUCUGAUUUGGUCAAGAUCACGGAGCAAUUGCAGACUGGGACUUCGAACGUUCUCGACAACUUUGAUUAUGCGUUCGCUGAGAAUGGUCUGACCGCGUUUAAGCUUGGUAAACCUUUACCAUCUCAGUCGUUCAUCGACUUCCUCGGCGAGGAGCGUUACAAGCCCCUCGUGAACUUCAUUCUUCACUACAUCGCUGAUCUUGACCUACCAAUCAAGCGCGGAACCUUUGUUGAAUUUCGUAGGGGCAUGAUUAAUGUUAGCCCCAUCGGCCGCAACGCAAGAAUACAGGAGCGAUACGAAUUUGAAGCUCUUGACUUGAAAAACGGUUAUCGAAAAGCUUUCGUGAACAUGCUCAAGGAGAAAUUCCCAGAAUACGGCUUGACUUAUGCUAUUGGUGGUCAGAUAUCUUUUGAUAUCUACCCUAAUGGCUGGGACAAAACAUAUGCCUUAGGCCGCGUCGAAGAUGAGCAAUUUGAAGAAAUACAUUUUUUCGGCGACAAGACAUACAAGGGAGGCAAUGACUACGAAAUCUAUACCGACCCUAGAACGAUUGGGCACUCAGUUGAGAACCCUACUCAGACGAUACAACUUGUGAAGGAACUCUUCUUGAGUAAGUA